AUGGUCGCAUAUUCGUCUUUCAUUACCUUUGGAAUUCUUGCUGUUGCACAGUUGGCCGCUGGUCAUGGUGCCAUCAUUGCUGCCACUGGUGACGCUGGAGGAAAGGGUAGCGCACUGGGAAUCGACCCUUCCACUCCUCGAGACGGAACGCGAAGACGUCCCUUCCAACAAGACACUACACGCUUCGCCGGUGACGCUGCGGACACCUUCGGGGAAACUCUCGAAGGCGGUGACAAUGAUCCAGAGAGUGGCACCAGUGCUGUCCUGGCGCAAAACGGUGGCACUCUUCCACAGAUCAGCGCAGGCGGACAAGUCCAGAUGACCUUGCACCAGGUCAAUGCUGACGGAGCCGGCCCGUACACUUGCAUGAUCAACGCCGACGCCACUGGUACUACAUGGACGAAGAUGACUGUUAGCCAAAAUGUUCCAGGCGUGCGAGGUAAUGACGCAAAAGGAGCCAAGACUGAUUUUCCUCUCACUGCUGAAGUCCCCGCUGGGCAGACUUGCACCGGCACCGUGGCCGGCCAAGAUAAUGUCUGCAUGGUCCGUUGCCAGAAUCAGGCUCGAGCAGGCCCAUUCGGUGGCGUCGUUCCCGUGCAGCUGGCUAGCACGGCUGCUGCUGACACCAACACGACGACCGCCACCAAUACUAGCACAGGGACCAAUAACACAGCCUCGACGGCGACCACCGGGACUGCAGAAGAGGUCGCCGAUAGCGAUGGGGAAACAGACGACAGCACGCCAGCCGAGAAAGCCGCCGCUUUUGCAGCGGAUUCACAGAAGAAAAAGAGAGCCGCGAAACGCUCUUCGCGCAUCGAGCGUCGCUCUGCCGCUGCACUCUCCUACAGACACGGCGUCAAACUUUGGGCAUGA
Messenger RNA from Cladophialophora bantiana CBS 173.52, 873 nucleotides. RefSeq lists its product as uncharacterized. The coding region runs from base 1 to 873 and encodes 290 amino acids. The record is from RefSeq and is a predicted model, not a curated record. The transcript is spliced from 3 exons. Lineage: Eukaryota; Fungi; Ascomycota; Eurotiomycetes; Chaetothyriales; Herpotrichiellaceae.